AUGUACGGGGAGUCUCAAGGCCCAGAGCCUAGAAAUCAUCUACCUAAUAGUACUGAACAGCCAGCCCCGGGUGCAUCCGUUUGCAAUUCCCACUACGUGGCCUGGGAGCAGGCGCCAAAUCCGAAAAGCCAUUUCUCAAUUGGAGACCAGGGCGCCACGGCAAGCAUAAAUGCUUAUGGGCAGAUAAUACUUUUCAGAAACUUCUUGGGCGUUGAACCCGCUGGUUUCAUUGCUUUGGAACAAUUAUACGACUCGAUCGCUGCGACUAAGUUUGACCACUGCAUGGCUGAGCGGGCCAAACAACUGGAAUGGAUGUCUCGAAAUCCUCUUCCCAUAGGAGAAACUGCAUUCGGUCUCAAAUUCCCUGGCUUGGAAAUUGGGAAAGAGCUCCCUCGCCUAAGCUUAUUGCGGUACAGAUGGCCAAGAUACCAAUACCGCACCGACAAGUGGGAACUGGAUAUCCAUUGGAUGAUGCACGAUGGCCACCUGUUGCAACAAUGCAUUGUUAGGAACUUGGAACCCAGCCCCUUGGAUGUAGAGUUUGAAUUCUGCAAUCCUGGCUCUUCCAUGGUUGUCCGCGACCUACGUUACACUCCGAUUGUGCUGCAUUCUGGCCAAUAUUCAAGCCAGGCUUGCCCUGAUGGGCGUGGAUGGUGUCUAACGAAGAGACUGGUGAUGUCACGAGAAACUGCCCUGAAGAGGAGGCAGUUCUACUCCCCCAGCAGCUUACAUGUUCAUGCAACCGAGGAUUCGGAUGGGCCACAUAGCAGAGAGUCGGCGGGGGUAGUGGUAUCCGUCUUUCUCAAUGGCGAGCCAAUGAGAUGGAAAGCAGCGACAUCAGCCUGGGCUCAUAGGCUGGAAGCAAGGACAAACAGCGACAUAUUUCCCUCUUCAAAUUCCAUGGAAGUUAUUGUUGCUUACCGUUUGCGUCAUUCAGAUGAUUUUGAUGCGAACUUGGGGGCAACGCCGAUACCUGCUGCUGCUGUUAAGGCCGGCGAAUUUUUAAGAAAAGAGCCUUUUUCACCAAUCCGUAUAUCUGAGAUUGAUCUAGCAAAUGAUUACCAAAGCUUCCGCAGUCCGGACCCUGCUAUCAAUGGGACUGACAACCUGAACGAGAAUAUUCUCGAAGCCUUCGAAGAUACAGCAUCGCCUGAUAAACAUAUUGAAUUUCUAAUUAGACGGCACCUUGAGCACAUUCUUUCAGUCUGCGCCAUUCCAGUACAGCAGCCACACUCAAAACAGGCCGAGCUGGGAACCGCAUGGUUCAAACCUGGACCAGGCGUUGUUCCCAUAGCCUUGACUUGCGGCGAUAUGUCGGAGCAUACCAUCUAUACCUCAUCAAGUUUUUUUGCAUUUAUGUUUCUACUUGAAGCUGCCCGCAGAUUGAAACGUAUUCACCCCGCGGACAAGUACGUGUCUGCUAUGCUGGUCAGAAUCUCAACAGUCUGUGAAGGGCACAUGGAGUGGCUCAAACUUGCAGAGCUAGAUGAAGGAAUAUUUUCACUAGAGUAUUGGCCGACAGGUAAAAUAAAGUACGUGCGCAGGUCUUUCCUCUCCGAGCUUCGUAUGCGAUCAUUUGAUACCUCAUUUCACAUCAUCAAGGCUGGGGAGUUCGCCAAAGUCUAUAAUGGGCCAGCCACCAAAGAACUAGCCCGUGUUGUUGUUGACAAGGUUUGGGAAUGCUGGAUUGAGAACCUAAGACUUUCAGACAAGAGAGGCGUAUCUGUCUGGCCACAUUAUUUCCCCAAGCUGAAAGAAGUGGCAAAGGAGUUCCGCUUAAGUGACCAGCUAUGGAUUUGGAAGGCACUUAGCAUUGUUGAAGAAACGAAAAUCUCUCCACCUUCCGCCCCUGACAGCCAGAAGAUGGGGGAUUCAGAGCUACCACGGUCAUUUUCGCCUCGUGACUUGCAACGAGGCAUUGUCAAGCGCUUCACUACCAGGAAUCCUCUGAUAAAGCAGCGUACCUUGGCAGUCACGCGUUCAGCGCGCCGGGUCCGCUUCACAUUCCAUGCGCAAGAUACGGUGCUCUUCUAUGGAGAGGAUUGGGGUUUCUUUGACAAGGAGGCAAAGUCGUGGAGCAACCUUAUCAAUUUACAGAAGAUUUGCGUGGGUAAUCAAACUUUGGAAUGGGAUAAUGCGCUUCGAUAUGGCCUGGCUCUUAUGAUGGCAGUUCGUGAAAACUCUAUCAAUGGCCAGCACCCGAGAGAGCUGAUCAAGUCUGCUUUCUUUAGGUUGAUAAAUGCUUCAGGCCAAAAUGGCUUCUUCCCGGGGAAACUGGAUUUUGAAACCAAAGAACCGAUGCAGCCCCAAACGGACAGAGACGAAAUCAGAUUCUUCAAUAAUAGUUUCCAAAUCCCAUUCAUCUUGUUUAUGAAUGCUAUUCAAAUUUCUAAAGCCUACCAAAGGCCUUGGAAGAUCGAUUACGAGCGGCCGUCGAUCGAUGAACUACAUAAUAUGCGUCUUCAGAUGGAGUCUCCUAUUCAACUUAAGACAGAGAAGUCCGACCCGAACCCCAACUCUGAGGCAGCCUCUUGGCUGAAAAAGUAUUUGCUUUUGAGUCCUCAAAACGAUCCUAUAAAUACCAUCGACAUCCAUGAAGAAGAGUGGCUAUACAACUAUCCUGAGUUUUUCUCUUCGGAAAAAAUCAUGAGCCAAGAGCUUUUUCGAAAUACUCUACAGCGGAUGCAAACUUCCAAAUAUGGUUCCGAGUGUAGCACUAUUACAAGAGGGGUAGAGGAAUAUCUAUUAAAAUUGAGGCAAGAUCCUCGAUUAUCAGAGAAGGAAACGAACGUGCCAUUUUCAGGUUGGGGUGCUUUCGACAACAUCUCCAAAACGGCUAGGGUACUUGAUGCUGCCAAGAAAAGACCAACAGAAAAGAAUGCAAUCCCCACCACACGACAGCCCAGUGAUAGUUGCUGCUUCUAUUUACAAGCAACGAAUUCGGCAUUAUGGGAGCAUAUUGGGGGGGCGCGUGACGCUCCGCAUGCGAAGAAACGUUUUAUCUGGCUGUAUAGAGCCGACAGGGAAACCGCAUUAGCAUGUUAUAUGAGCAGCCCAGAGUCUUCUCGAUACGAAAUCAGCCAAUAUUUUGACCGCCAUAGCCAAUACGAAAAAGUUUUUUCCGAAACAGUUGACAAGCUAUCUAACAGCUGGACGACUGAGUUUCAUCUUAGCUUUCAUAGGUUGCUCAGACCUGGUGAAUCAAAAGAUGCGGGGAUCCCAGAACGAAGGGAAGAGACACUUCCUGGUCGGAAGGAAAAACAAAUUGUCAAGUGCUCACUAAGUUUCUAUUUCACUGGCGACUUUUUUGACAAAUAUUGGACCUGCUACUCAGCUGAGUACCCCCCAGUAGAAGCCGGGUCCUUGCUUUUGCCGUUCCUUCAUUUAGAUCAGAAUACAGGACGACUUUGGAGCCAAAGAAAGAUCCUGGAGCUAUGGCUAUUUGACAUAGUUAUGAACAAAGUGCUGGAGGGUGCGACAGAAAUAUACCAGGAAAUUGCAAGUGAAUUCGGAUUUCGCAAUGAUGUUUUCACCAUAUCCAUUACCGACAGUGAAGACUAUUUCUCAAGAGAUUGGCUUCGGCUUCAGCAUAUGCUGGAAGCAAUCGAGUUGGAUCUCACAGAAUCGACGAAGAUCAUGAAGAGGUGGGAAAAUCGAGACAGCGACAGAGAUGGGCAACACCCUCGGUGGACCGAAAAGGACGAAUGGAAAUACGGAGACGACGUCAAAUAUUGGACUGGGGUCACGAAUGGAAAGAUAAAGAGUUUGCAGAACCUGCUUGACAAAAUGAGGGCCUUGAAAGUUGUCAUUAUUCAAAGCCAGGAGCAUGUCCGAGGUGACUUGAGUUUACGCGGUGCAGAAAACAUUCGCUUUUUCACUUAUGUGACCGUCAUUUUCUUACCUCUGAGUUUCUCUGCCGGCGUGAUGGGUAUGGAUGGUGCGCCAAGUGGCAGUUUGAUGGCUAGCAUGAUCAUUUACGCCAUUGUAUCACUUGCUCUCACAUUCAUCGCUUUGUACAACGCUGCACCGGUUGGUAAGAUUCUCAGGAAGGUCUUCAAAAGUUAUUACCAAUCCUUUACCGACUCGACAAUGCAGCAGAGCUCUCUUGUGCGGCUUCCUAGAUUUUCCUCUCGCUCAAACCUUGACACGGACACACUGAGCACAGACGAAACUGGCGUUGGGUCGGAGGAAAAUCCCACGUUGCAUCCAAAACCGGAAGAGGGCUAUAAUGCCCAUUUCUGGUUUUGGUUUACCUACAUUGUGAUAGAACUGCCCGCAAGAUGCGUUAUAUUGGGAUACGAUGCCCUAAAAGAUGGAUCUUUUAAGUGGAAAGCGUUCUACCACGUCCCAACUGCAAUAGUUAUGCUGCCAGUAUGUUUAUUGAGCUUUGCAAUUCGAGUUGCGUUUUAUAACCUAAUAGACCUGUUGAAGCUUACAGGAGGUUGGGUUAUCUGGUUCUUUUUUUCGCCUUACAACGAGAACAACAAAGAGUCCCAAGAGCAUUUCAGGUGGUUAAUACAGCCCCCAGAAUACGUUCGCCCCAUGCAUAAGAUUCAUGAUAAGAUGGAAGAAAUGAGAAAGAGGUGGGACAGCGAACAAACAGAAGCAAAGAAAGGUGGCAAGCCGAACGAGAAACCAGAUGAUCGGGUUCGCUCCUAG
Clonostachys rhizophaga is the source of this 4659-nucleotide messenger RNA. The record is from the annotation of a GenBank genome assembly. NCBI's taxonomy places the organism in Eukaryota, Fungi, Ascomycota, Sordariomycetes, Hypocreales, Bionectriaceae.